CAUUAGUUCUACGACAGCCGCGACUCGCUCGUUCACACCUAUACACGAUGGAAGAUUACAGGACGUGGUUCAUGAUCCUCAUUCUACCAGCGGCUCUUCUUUCUGCAAACGGCCGCUCGCUGCCAGAGACACCUGAGGACAAGUUGGUCGGAUGCUAUUACACUAACUACGCGCAGUACAGGCCCGACAUAGGUCGUUUCACGGUCGAUCACAUAGGCGCCUCGCUAUGCACUCACAUCUUCUACGCUUUCGCCACCCUGAAGACAGGAAGGCUAAGUGCGUCCGAGAAGGACGACGAAGAUAACUAUAAGAGGGUGACGGAGAUGAAGGCGAGACACCCGCACCUCAAGGUGCUGCUUACCGUCGGCGGCUACGCCCUCGGUCCGGGACCCUUCAGUCAACUCAUGCGCAGCAGAAGUCAACGUAACCGCUUCGUGACGCACGCAGCGCGAUUCCUGAGGGGCAGAAACUUCGACGGGUUGGACAUCGCCUGGGAAUACCCCGCGGACCAGAGCAGGGGAGGGUCUCAGUUUGAUAAAACUCUCUAUCCGGAAUUCCUACACGUAGACUACAUCAACCUUCGUUCGUUUGACUACCACGGACCCUGGGAGGCCUUCACCGGCCACAACGCCCCUCUGCUGGCCCGAAGCGAUGAUAACCCGUUCGAAUCAACCGAGAAUCUCAAAUGGACGGUGGACGAGUACAUCAGGCAGGGCACGCCUCCAGGGAAGCUCGUGGUCGGCAUAGCAGCGUACGGGAGCUGUUUCCGACUGAUUCCUGGCAGCGGGCACGGGAUAGCGGCACCGGCGCGCGGGCCGUGUGCGGCGGCCCCGUACACCGUCACCGAAGGAAUCAUGGCUUAUUAUGAGGUGUGUGACAAGCUGCGUAACGGCUCCUCCACCCGUGUGUUCGACACCGAACAGCAAGUUCCGUACGCGUUCUCCGACAGUGCAUGGACGGGAUACGACGAUACCGUCAGUAUCCAACACAAGAUGGACUUCGUAGAGGAGAUAGAAUUAGCCGGCGCUUACAUAUGGACGCUGGACUUUGACGACUUUACCGGCCACUGCGGCAGCGGCAAAUAUCCUCUACUGCAGGCAAUCAACGCCGCUCUACGACCUAUGACCUCUACGUCAACAACCGAGUCCACGACCACGCCGACGCCGUCGCAAACUACGGUGCUACCGCUACAGUCGGUGAGCAUGCCGGAAAGGACGACCGUAAAUGGAAGGCGGAGCACGACCCGGCGGCCUCCGCCACCAACAACCACGCGUCAACCCCGCCGAACAACCACGCGGCGACCCCGGCCCCUAACAACCACGCAGCGACCGCGCCUAACAACUACGCAGCGACCGCGCCGCCGCUCGUCCACUAGACACUCGCUCCAGCCACCGUCAACCACGCACAAGACCACUAAUGCGGCCUCGCCCUCUACCACCAGCAGCAGCAGCAGCGGGGGGAUGUCCACACGCAAGGACUCGAUGCCCGACCCCUCCGCCUUCACGACACGCGACACGGACGGCGGCACACAGAGGCUCGACAACGACUCGACCACGCCCUUCGAGACCACGCCCUUGCCGACCACGCCCUUCGAGACCACGCCAUUCGAAACCACGCCCUUCGAGACCACGCCCUUCGAAACCACGCCCUUUCCGACUAAGAAGCCGGGAGGUAAGCAGUGCGCGCAGCAGGCGUUCACUUGUUCCGGUAACGGUUCGUUUCGCAACCCUCACCACUGCGGACAGUUCUACAUGUGCGUGUUCUACGGAACUCCCUUCCAACAGGUCUACCUGCUCGACUGUCCAGUCAAGGACCUCCUUGUGUUUGACGAAGAGACGCACACCUGCAUCUACUAUUUCGACGUGGAGAAUUAUGCAGAGCGCUGCACAUGUCAGGAGGCGGACCCCAUAACUCUGAGAUAACGUGCUUUACCUGCAGGGAAUACAAGCGCGCUCUUUCCCUUAUAACGUAGUACUAUGAGUAUGAGUACAGUACUAUACUAAGAGUAAAAAUACGUUCACGUUUAAACAUGUGUAGGCCUGUGUAGACACUAAAUGUUGUCUGCGAGAUACGUGUGAUAGUUUUAUAUAUAAGUUGGGAUAACAUAUGGUCUAUGGGGCACGAUGUAAAAUGUCACGUGUCACCUUACUUUUCAUGUACUAAUUUUACAUACGCAAUAUUCUAUUUUCCAUACCCAUUUUAUUUUAUAUAUAAUUAAAAUAAUAAUAUAAAAAAUACAUAUUAUAAUAUA
Molecule: messenger RNA, 2251 nt
Organism: Priapulus caudatus
Lineage: Eukaryota; Metazoa; Priapulida; Priapulimorpha; Priapulimorphida; Priapulidae
Product: chitinase-3-like protein 2
Exons: 7
Coding region: 48-1922 (624 amino acids)
Biological process (GO): carbohydrate metabolic process; chitin catabolic process
Cellular component (GO): extracellular region
Molecular function (GO): chitin binding; chitinase activity
Source: RefSeq, a predicted model, not a curated record